This is a messenger RNA of Tribolium castaneum (red flour beetle), 1523 nucleotides long. RefSeq names its product juvenile hormone epoxide hydrolase-like protein 2 (gene Tcjheh-r2). Gene Ontology annotation, molecular function: epoxide hydrolase activity. Gene Ontology annotation, biological process: epoxide metabolic process. The record is from RefSeq and is marked provisional. NCBI's taxonomy places the organism in Eukaryota, Metazoa, Arthropoda, Insecta, Coleoptera, Tenebrionidae.
AUAUCUACUUGCAAUCAACACCUGAAGGUUGUUGCUUGUGACUAAAAUACCUAGUUGUAGUAAAAUAUUACGUAUUUACAAUGGGUUGUGGUUGUGUUAUUGUAACUGCCAUUGCUGUUAUUUUUAUAUUGAAAUUUGUACAUAAAAUCAAACGGUUUUUUAAAGUACCUACAGUGCCAUAUUUGGAAGAGACGUGGUGGGGACCUAGAGACAAAACCGAAGAAGAUGAUUCAAUUCAACCCUUCACAGUUAAAGUACCCGAUGAGGUGAUAACUGAUCUUCAACAAAGACUACAAAACGCCAGGCCACUAACCCCGCCUUUGGAAGGCGUUCAACACCAGUACGGAAUCAACACAAACCUUCUCAAGAAAAUUGUUGACUUCUGGCGCAACGAAUACAAUUGGAAGGAACGCGAAACCUUCCUCAACAAACUCCCCCAAUUUACCGUCAGCGUCCAAGGCCUACGCCUACACUACAUCCACGUAAAACCCGAAAAAACCGAUGGUUUGAAGGUCCUUCCCCUAUUAAUGCUGCACGGAUGGCCUGGAUCCGUUCGGGAAUUUUACGAAAUCAUCCCACUUUUGACCAAGCCCCAGCCUGGACGUGACUUCGUCUUCGAAGUCAUAGCACCAUCGCUUCCCGGUUAUGGGUUUUCUGAAGCUGCGGUACGGCCUGGGCUUGGGGCCAUUCAAAUGGCAGUGUUGUUCAAAAAUUUUAUGAAUCGGCUUGGUUUCCAAAAGUAUUACAUCCAAGGAGGGGACUGGGGGGCUGUUAUUACACAACACAUGGCAACUUUAUACCCGGAAAAAAUCCUGGGUCUCCACUCAAAUAUGUGUUUUAUCAAUACGCUAAAGUCUCAGGUUAAAUUGUUCCUGUUCAGUUUUUAUCCGACUUUGAUUGUGAAGCAAGAGCACGUCAAUAAGGUGUACCCUUUGUCGUCAAAAUUCGCAAAAACGUUGCUGGAAACUGGCUACAUGCAUUUGCAAGCGACAAAACCUGAUACCGUUGGGGUGGCUCUUAAUGAUUCUCCAAUCGGUCUAGCCGCUUAUAUUUUGGAAAAAUUCAUAACUUGGACCAACCCAGCGUGGAGGGACUUGGAAGAUGGUGGUUUAACUAAAAAAUAUUCCUACACUAGUCUACUGGAUAACGUAAUGAUUUACUGGGUGACCAAUUCGAUAACAACUUCCAUGCGAUUGUAUGCGGAAACUUUCAACAAAAACCAAACCAAACUCGGAGUUGCAAAAAUUCCGACCACUGUUCCGACAGCUUGUGCCAGAUUUUCGUACGAUCUAGCAUACAGUCCAACUGCUGUUUUGAAGGAAAAAUACAAAAAUAUCGUGUAUGAGUCGGAUUAUGAUGCAGGUCAUUUCGCAGCUUUCGAAGAACCGGAGCUUUUGGCUAAAGAUAUUUACAAAGGGGUUGAAAAAAUCGAGCAGUUUCACAAAAACAAUGAGCGUUUAAGUUGAAAAAUAUUGCAUGGACGAUGGAAUAUUUUCUUCUGUUAAUAAAGAAUGUUAUUUUAA